UACAUAAAAUCUAAACGGUUGAUACAGAAAGCAUCUAGACAUCAGAGAAGCUACCACGUGUCACUUCCAAAGCCCUAAUUAUUUAGGUCAUCAUAAAAUUGAGGGUUUAACCAUUUUCAUUUCAUUCUUUCGAUUUCAGAAACAACGAUAAGCGCUUUCCAAGGUUUGAGCAAUGGCGUUCUUUGGUAAAAUUGGGAAAUUACUCAAGAGCUCUGCUGUCAAGCACAUCAAUCAUGAUAUUUCUAUGUCUACUCCUUUGGCAUUCCAAGCGAUUAGAUCUAUGUCAUCUGCCAAGCUUUUUGUUGGAGGUAUUUCAUAUAGCACUGAUGAUACCAGUCUCCGAGAACAUUUUGCUCGCUAUGGGGAAGUUAUUGAUGCAAAGGUUAUUAUGGAUCGUGAAACCGGCAGGUCCCGGGGUUUUGGCUUCAUAACUUUUACAACAAGCGAGGAUGCAUCUUCUGCCCUUCAGGCCAUGGAUGGCCAGGAACUUCAUGGUCGGACAGUACGAGUGAACUAUGCUACAGAAAGGUCACGCCCUGGGUUCGGUGGCGGAGGCGGCUAUGGUGGAGGUGGAGGCUAUGGUGGCGGUGGUGGAUAUGGCGGCGGUGGUGGAUAUGGAGGCGGUGGCGGAUAUGGUGGUGGUGGCUUUGGCGGUGGUGGCUAUGGUGGUAGUACUUAUGGUCGUAAUGAUAAUAACAACAGUGGAAGCUAUGGAAGUGGUGGUUAUGCUGCCCCAGGAAGCUAUAGUGGUGGCAAUGCCGAGACUAGUUACGCUGCUCCUGGUGAACACGGAAGUAACUCUAAUUUGGGAUAUGAUGGUCAACUUGGUAGCCACCAAGAUGGCGGUGUAUUCGUUGAGCCACUUGAAAACAACCAUGUGACAGAGAACAAUGACGAACCUAAUGACUACGCAGAAACCCAGAGGUGAGGUGAGAGUAUCUUCAUCAUGAAGGAAUUCCUUGCAAAGAGUAAGUAACUUGUGGCAUUGAGUGGUAUAAACACAUGUUUCAAAUAUUUGUUUACUUUUGUUUUUCAGAACUUUUCAUUGUUUGGCAUAAAUUUGAUAGUUUGUCAGCUCAAGGACUGAUGUAAAAAUAAGACCUUUAUAGGAUUGAUUGCAACUACAUUUAUAAAUUUUGUUUCCCUUU
Messenger RNA from Lathyrus oleraceus (garden pea), 1148 nucleotides. Its product is annotated as glycine-rich RNA-binding protein 3, mitochondrial. Gene Ontology annotation, molecular function: RNA binding. The transcript is spliced from 5 exons. The record is from RefSeq and is a predicted model, not a curated record. NCBI's taxonomy places the organism in Eukaryota, Viridiplantae, Streptophyta, Magnoliopsida, Fabales, Fabaceae. Bases 173 to 928 code for a protein of 251 amino acids.